AUGGCGACCAAAGUGAUUGCGCUGGGACUUUUGCUGUUAUGUGCAGUUACAGCGGCUAGUGCUCAGGCACAAUUUAACUGCAACUUUGAUAGUGGCUUUUGCGGCUGGGCUCAGCCCGUAAAUGCUCCAUUAAAUUGGACGCUUAACAAUGGAAGUACCGCAAGCUUCGGCACAGGGCCAUCCCAAGAUCAUACUACCGGAAAAGGCCUUUUUGUCUACAUUGAAGCUUCAUUUCAACUACCAAACAUUGCGGCUACCUUAAUGUCUCCUAUGGUAGCGAGUGGACAAGCCUGUAUAACCUUUUGGUAUCAUAUGUAUGGGCCUGAUAUCGCUACAUUAAAUGUUUCUGCCACAAUGAAUGGAAAAGAUUCAUUAAUAUGGCAGCGAAAUGGAAAUCAAGGAAAUCAAUGGAAACAGUCAAAUCUUCAACUCAACAUGAAUUCCAACUAUCAGAUUAAAUUCGUGGCAUUGCGUGGCUCUGGCUUUGCCGGUGAUAUUUCUCUUGAUGAUAUAUCGAUGACCUCAUCGGCUUGUCCUUUGACAACGAAUUGCGAUUUCGAAAGCGGCUUGUGCAAAUGGACUCAAGAUACUACAGAUGACUUCAAUUGGCGAAGAGGUAAAAAUGGCAAUGACCAAAAUGGUUCAGGACCACCUACUGAUCAUACCUACCAAAGCCAAUUAGGUUACUACGCUUACACAUCCUCCUACAGCAAUGCUAACCAAAAAGCUCGCCUAAUUUUCAGUCCAGCUUUCGCUCCAACACCAGCUGUUGGAAAAUGUAUGACUUUUUUCUAUCGGUUAACUGGCAAUGCUGGCUCACUUAAAAUUUUCAAUCAAAUCGGAGGCAAUUUAGGACCUGUUCUAUGGCAAGAAAUGGGUAACCAAAAAGGUUUAUGGCAACCAGGUUUGGUCACCAUGAACAGUACUACUGGCAGUUGGCAGCCCGUCUUUCAAUCUGAAACAAGCAGUGGACAAGGAACUAUCGCUAUCGAUGACGUCAGUUUCUACGAUCAAGCUUGUCCUCUACCUGGCAAUUGCAAUUUCGAAAAUGGUCUUUGCACAUGGAUGAACGCUCGUAAAGGUGAUAAUUUCGAUUGGGUAAGACAUCAAGGUUCUGUUCCAUCCAGUUUUACUGGACCCUCAGUUGAUCAUACACUGGGAACAGCUAAUGGCUUCUAUCUUUAUAUGGAGGCAACUGGCCGUAGUAAUGGACAAAAAACUGUUCUUCAAAGUAUGGUCUUUCCAGCAGUGCCCAAUGGACGCUGUUUAUCCUUCUGGUAUCAUAUGUGGAGUCCUUUUGCAUUUGGGACACCUUCUUCACUCUCUGUCUAUAUCCAAAGAGUUAACAGUAAUUUUGGUAGCAUCUUAUGGCUAAGAAAUUCAAGUGCAGGCAACGUAUGGAAAAAUGCCCACGUAGCAUUUAACUCCAAUCAACAAUAUCAAAUUCUAUUUGUUGCUGUACGAGGCCAAAGUUCUCUUUCUGAUAUCGCCAUUGACGAUAUAACCUUUAGCACUAACUGUAAUACAACUCUUACACAGCCAACACCAUCUCCAACUCGAGUAGCACCUACUACCAUGCCUCCAACUCCUUACGACUGUACAUUUGAAAAAGGCUUUUGUAAUUGGGGUCAAGGAGUUGGCACGGAUACUCUGAAUUGGACUAGACAUCAAGGUCCUACAUCGUCAUCAGACACAGGUCCAAGUACAGAUCAUACCACUGGGAGUGCUAGUGGAUGGUAUGCCUACGUUGAAGGAUCUCAUUUCUCAUCCAAUAAUUCAGCUCAAUUAUAUAGUGCAUCUAUUCCUCAAUCGAGUGGGCCAAUGUGCUUACAAUUCUGGUAUAACAUGUUUGGUGAAGAUAUUAAUGUCUUUAAUGUAUACAUAGUAUAUAGUGGCAAUACAAAUCCAAGAUUACUGUGGACUCGUCGUGGUAAUCAAGGCCCUGGUUGGAAAUAUGCACAAAUUCAAGUUGCACAGACCAAUAGCUUCCAAUUUAUGUUUGAAACACAUCAUAUUAGUGGAGGUUAUCGAAGUGAUAUUGCUAUCGAUGACAUUAAAUUUAACUUCCAAGCAUGCCCAGCUCGUCAACUAUGCGAUUUUGAAGACCCUGGCCGAUGUGGAUUUACUCAGGAUAUAAACGAUAAUUUCGAUUGGACUUACUAUACUGGAAAACCAUCCAACCAAUAUGCACCUGCUAAUGAUCAUACAACUGGAACUACUCGUGGUCACAGCUUUUAUGCAAAUAUGCAACAAAAAACUAACGGUGCUACCGCACGACUUAACUCACCUGAGCGGCCACCAACAGCCAACAGUUGUCUUCGAUUUUGGUAUAUUGCUUAUGGAAAUAGUAGUUAUGGUUCCUUGUCAGUAUAUACACAAGCUAAUGGCGUACUGACUAAAAGAUGGACUAGACCAACAUCCACCUUAUUACAACGCCAACAACAAUGGCUAGGAACACAACUAACGAUAAAAAGCCAAUCGCCAUAUUUUAUCACUUUCGAAGCUGCACGAGGUACAGCAGGCAAUGGAACUAUAGCUAUUGAUGAUGUCCAAAUGACCGCUGGUGCAUGCCCUCCACUUGGUGAUUGUUCCUUUGAAAAGGGUACUUGCUUGUGGAGGAAUCUUCACGGAUCUGAUCAAUUAGAUUUAUUACGUUGGAGUGGGCCUACUCCAUCAUUCGGCACUGGUCCAUCAGCUGAUCAUACAACGGGUACAGAAGCAGGUCAUUAUGUAUAUCUUGAAGCUUCUUCUGCCAACUUAAAUGAUAAUGCCAUCUUCUACAGUCCAGAAUUUGCUCCAACCUCUACAACGAGAUGUUUCACCUUUUGGUAUUAUAUGUAUGCUCGUACUCAAUCAGAUAUGGGAAAACUAUCGCUUUCUGUCCGUUCACCCAAUAAUGCCAGUCAAAUCUUUAAUGUUAGUGGUUAUCAAGGACCAAGAUGGAAUUAUGCUGCUGUUGUAAUACCCACUGCUGCUACUACCAAUUGGUUAUACUUUACCGUAACACGAGGCUCUGGCCUUCAAAGUGAUAUUGCAUUAGAUGAUUUUGUUCUAUAUAACGGUCCAUGUCCAACUGCUGCACCUACCACACCACCUAACCCUUGUGCUGUUCGAUGUUAUAGCAAUUUCCGAUGUAUACCUUCCAAUAAAGUUUGUGAUUACAUCCGCGAUUGUCCUGAUGGACGCGAUGAAUUAAAUUGCGGUGGAUGUUCCUUUGAACUUGGCACAUGUAAUUACUCAAUGAAUGCUGGCUCUGAUCAAUGGCUUCGUGGAAGAUAUGGUACACCAAAAACGAAUACUGUACCACAAAUUGAUCAUUCAACUAAAACAACUCGUGGUUGGUAUAUGUAUGUUACAGCUGCUACUGGUAGCAAUUUUGGUACUGCUAAAUUAACAAGUGCUCAAUUACCACCUACUGGAACUUCUUGUGAAGUUCGCUUUUGGUAUUAUUCUUAUGGCAAUUCCACAACAACAUCUACUUUAGAUGUCUAUUUUAUUGAAGGACCAAUACCUAAAACUAGGAUGCUUCAAAUUCGCAAUAUCAACAGCAAUAAAUGGCAACAAGGUAUCGCUUAUAUGGGAAGACGUAUUGAAAAAUUCCGUUUAUCAUUUGAAGGCGAUCGUGAUUUCCUUGGAAGUAGUUACAUGGCCAUUGAUGAUAUUUCCAUGUUCGAAUGCUCACUUCCUCAACCUCAAAUUAGCUGCCUUUCAAAUCAAUUCCAAUGCGCAAAUAAAGUCUGUGUUGGAGCUGAUCAAGUGUGCGAUUUCCAAGACGAUUGUGGCGAUAACAGCGACGAGAAGAAUUGCGCUGCCUAUAAUGGAUGUAAUUUUGAAAAGUCCUUUUGCGAUUGGUCACAAGUGUACGGUAGUGAUAACUUUAAUUGGGAACGAAGAAGUGGAACAACACUUACCUUUAAUACUGGACCAUCAAGAGAUCAUACUAGUGGUACUGUCACCGGUUAUUAUGCAUUUAUUGAUGCUUUCUUUCGAAGCCAAGGACAAAAAGCUCAACUAAAGAGUAAAUGGUUCCAACCCGAUAUUACUGGCAAAUGUAAAAUUAGGUUAUGGUAUCAUAUGCUUGGCGAUGGCAUUGGAUCACUUAAUGUCUAUGUUGUACCCAAUACUGGCAAGCUAAUUAAGAUCUGGUCCCGAUCAGGUGCAGCUGGUGAUGUUUGGUUGAAAAUGGAAGCACCAGCAGUUAGCUCGAGAUAUUUCUAUUUCGUUAUUGAAGCAGUGCGUGGAGCAACAAUCAGAGGUGAUAUUGCCAUCGAUGAUGUUACUUUCACCCAAAAUUGCCAAUAUGCUACAGGAACGAUACCAACACAUGUCACUGGCCCUAUACCUAGUGUAGCUCCAACUCCAAUCCCACGAUGUGCAACAUGGCAAACUAAAAAUUGCGGUGCUUGCACUUUCGAAAAAGGCCAAUGUGGCUGGAGAGAUGCAUCCUUUGGAGGAAUAAGCAAAUGGGCGCGUGAAACUGCAGGCCAUGGACAAUCCAUCAAUGGCCCGCUACUUGAUCACACAACCAAUAGUGGCAAUGGCUACUAUAUGUAUACUAAUGCCCGAGGCGGUAGCUUCUUCACCGAUUCUAAAAUUGCCAGUCCUAUGUUACCAGCUGCUUAUGAUACCUGUACAAUCAAUUUCUGGUAUAAUAGAACGUUAAGUUCUGCGCUCUACCUCUAUGUUGUACAGAAUGGAAGUUCAUCAAGAAUCUGGAGAAGUCCUUUCAUAUCAUCUACUGGUCGCCCAUUAUGGCUUAAUACAACGGUUGGAAUCGGACAUCGCCGAGCAGGUUUUAAGCUUGAAUUUAGAAUUUCUGGAUCAUCGUUUUCAACCAGUAUUGGUGCUGCAGCGAUUGACGAUAUAUCUUUUAAUUCAUGUAACUUCCCACAAUCAGCACCAUGCUAUUCAGGCAAUUUCCAAUGUAGCAAUGGUAGGUGUAUCUCACCCUCAUUAUCUUGCGAUUAUGGAAAUGAUUGUGGUGAUUUCUCAGAUGAACAAGGAUGUGCUGCAACUUUACCAUGGACAUGCAAUUUUGAAUCAAGCACUUGCGGUUUCGUUCAGAGUAAAAAGGAUUCCUUUGAUUGGUCAAGAUCAUCUGGUGGUACAUUUUCUAGCUUGAGUGGGCCAAGCUUCGAUCACACCUUGGGGACACGUCUAGGCUACUACAUGUUUUUCUCAGCCAGAAGCAAUUCUGCCAAUAAAACAGCUCAAAUGACUCUUACUCAAACUUUCGGAACUCCAUCAGCUACAUGCCAGAUGCGUUUCUGGUACCAUUUGUAUGGUCCCGAUAUUGGAGCUCUGAAUGUCUAUGCACAAACUGCUUUCCAAGGUCCACUAAUCAAGCAGUUUAGCGUUGUUGGUAAUCAAGGUGAUCAAUGGAAGAAAGCUAGUAUAACUUUCAACGUUAAUAAGCCAUUCCAAGUAGUCUUUGAAGCAGUAAACGGAAAAUAUUUUUGGGGCGAUAUUGCUAUUGAUGAUAUUAGUUUUACCACUAGCUGUAGCAAGGUCAAUACUCCACUACCUGUUGCACCACAAACCGAUCCAGGAUGCUCAACAGGACAGAAGAAAUGCAACAAUGGUAACUGCAUACAAUCCACCAAAUGGUGUGACUUUAUCCAAGAUUGCACUGACGGCUCCGAUGAAAAAGGCUGCCCAAAUAAAUGUACCUUCGAGAAUGGCAUGUGUGGAUGGACCAGUCCUUUAGAAUAUGGUGAAAUCCAAUGGGCACGAAAUAGUGGUGGCACUCCAACUUCUCUAACUGGCCCUACAACAGAUCAUACAACUGGCUCAGGUUACUAUAUGUAUGUAGAAGCUGACAAUGGAACAUUCUCAGCAAAUGCCUACUUACUUAGUCCUCUUUUCAACAAUCCUGCACCUUCAUGUACCCUUUCCUUCUGGUAUCAUAUGUAUGGCUUUGAUAUCGGCUCUUUAUCUGUUGAUCUAAUAACACCUAGCGGGACAAAACAAAUAUGGACAAAGUCAAAUGGACAAGGCAACUCCUGGAAGCAAGCUUCCAAUCUUAAAAUUUCAAGCUGCACAACUGCAUUCCAGUUAUCCUUUAAAGGCUCAACUGAUUUCUUUGGAUCAGCUGGCGACAUUGCCGUAGAUGAUAUAUUACUAAAUGGAUGUGCUAAAUCGUCAUCAGCAGCUAGCUGCCCUAGUGGACAAAAUCAAUGUGCUGAUAAACUCAACUGCUAUCCAGCGUCAGCAACAUGUGAUUUUAAUAACGAUUGCUGUGAUGGUACCGAUGAAAAAUUAUGCGCUGGCUAUACUAUGUGUAAUUUCGAAAAAAGCCUAUGUGGGUGGACUCAGUUAAAAUCAGAUAACUUCGAUUGGACUAAACACUCAGGUACUACUAUUAGCUCUGGCACUGGACCUGUUGCUGAUCAUACAACUGGUACCUCAUCUGGUGUUUACUAUUACAUCGAAACUUCAUUCCCACGCACUGUUAAUCAGACCGCUAUGCUUGGUAGUCCUACACUGAAAUCUCCUUCUUCUACUUGUGCUAUGAGAUUCUGGUAUAGUAUGAAUGGGCCCAGUGUUGGAAGCCUUCGAAUUUCAACACGAACCAGUUUUACUGCUCCAUUGGUUCAACAAUGGUCACUCUCUGGCAAUCAAGGGCCAUUAUGGCAAAAAGCUAUCGUUAAUUUGCCAGCAUCUUCCAAUCCUUAUCAGAUUGUAAUCACUGGAGUUGUUGGAUCAAGUUUCCAAGGUGAUAUCGCCAUCGAUGAUAUUAGCUUUACACCUGGUUGUCAAUUUGGUGGUAGUAUACCAGGACAGCCAACAAUCAAGCCAACACAACCUGGUUCAUGUACCAAUAAAUUCAAAUGUGCUAGCGGAACAGUAUGUGUAGCAUGGAAUAAAGUCUGCGAUUGGGUUAAUGAUUGUGCUGAUGGCAGCGAUGAAGCUAACUGUGGUGCUUGUACCUUUGAAAAAGGACAAUGUGGUUGGCAAAAUACGUUCACAGAUAACUUUAACUGGACAAGACAUCAAGGUAGAACACCAUCCCUCACAACUGGACCUAGCUAUGAUCACACCACAUUUUCUAGCAGAGGAUGGUAUAUGUAUACUGAAGUAACUGGUGGUAGAAUUGGUAAUCGCGCUGAUUUAUCAGGGCCAUUGAUUCAAAAAUCACCUGCAUCAUGUCUCCUCACAUUUUAUUUGCAUAUGUAUGGACGUAAUAUUGGUUCACUAGCAUUAUAUAUGUUUAACAGCCGAGGACAACGUAUUGCUCAAUUGUACGGAAUUACUGGAAAUCAAGGUAACUUUUGGCGAAGAGUUCAAGUAACAUUAGGUCGAAGAAAUUACACGUAUAGGCUCCAAUUUGAAGCUAAACGUGGUGCUGGCUUUCAAGGCGAUAUUGCACUCGAUGAUAUAACGUAUAGCCAGUGCACUGUUCCUACAACAUGUAGUCUACCGGCAUCUUCACGAUUUGUUUGUCCGCGUGGUAACUGCAUCUCUAACGAUCAACAAUGUGAUUUUUCACAAGAUUGCUUAGAUGCCUCUGAUGAAGCUAACUGUAAUGCCUAUCAACAACGAUGUAACUUCCAAACUGGAUUCUGUGGAUGGACCAAUUUACACGAUGAUGAUUUCGAUUGGUCGACUAAAAAUGGCCCUGCAUCCACGGCUGAUACUGGCCCAUACCGUGAUCAUACAUUGGGUACUUAUGCUGGCAAUUAUGCUUUAGCGGAUAGUUCACGACGCAAUAAUGGUGAUGUUGCACGAUUAGCUAGUAUGCCUAUUGCUCCAACUAAUUCCUCUUCCAAUUGCCACCUCCGAUUUUGGUACAACAUGUACGGCAAAACCGUUCGAUAUCUUCGUGUUCGAACAAGAACAAGUAUUGGUGGAAUUUAUACUACUAAAUUUUCUCGAUAUGGCAGUAUUGGCUCCUCUUGGAUGCGUAAAUCUAUUUCACUAACAUCGAGCCAAGCAUUCCAAGUUGUUUUCGAAGCUACUGUAGGAAGUGGUUUCACUGGCGACAUUGCUAUUGAUGAUAUAUCAUUAACACCCGGAUGCAAGCCUUAUUCUGGAAGCUUACCCGUAACAAAAACUGCAACACCAACACCAGCGACAACCUCAACGCCAACCAUUAGAGUACCCAAUACUUGCACUUCAAGCCAGUUUGGAUGUUAUACUAGUGGCAGUUGUAUACCUAAGAGUAAAGUAUGCGAUUUUGUUGCUGAUUGUCUCGAUGGAUCGGACGAAUGGACCUGCCCAUCGAACUGCACCUUCGAAAAGAACUUGUGUGGUAUGACAAUUACACCUAUCAAUGAUCCUCGCUAUACCUUUAAAUGGCAAUAUGCAAUGGCUCAUGAUGCAGCUGAAAAGCAAAGUUUAGCUGUUGAUCACACCACAGGCACGGGUAAAGGCCAUUACGUUUUCUAUGGUGGCAAAAUUCCACCUGCCAAUCCAUCUCUAGGUGUACCCUACAACAAUUUAGAAACCAACUUAACCACAGGAUGGUAUAAGCAUUCCGAUGCUACGUGUUUAAUGCAAUUUUGGUAUUACUAUUAUGGCAACGUAAUUGGACUUAUGAAAGUAGAAAUUUUAAAUCAAGGAGAUGCUAAACCCUCUAUUAUUUGGGAAACACCUGGUUUUAUGUACAAUACAUGGCGCAAUGCUAGUGUCGGAAUUGGAGCACGAACUAAGCCAUUCCAGAUCAUUUUCCACGGUAUUCAUAUUAACGCCUUCGAUGGUGCAGCUGCAAUUGAUGAUGUUAGCUUUGUCGGCUGUGCUUAUCCAAAGCCUCAAACAACUUGUAGAAUAGGAUUUUUCCAAUGUAAACGACGAUCGUGUAUUAGUAGUGAUCAAGUUUGCGAUAUGACCAACGAUUGUGGUGAUAAUUCCGACGAAACGAAUUGUAAAGGUUAUACACAAUGCAAUUUUGAGAAAUCUGAUUGUUCUUAUCUUAUGCAAGAUUUAACUGGUGAUCAAAUGAAUUGGACACGAAAUGCUGGACCCACAUUUAGUAUCUGGACGGGUCCUAGCCGUGAUCAUACAUUAGGAACCUAUCAAGGUUAUUAUUACUACCUAGAAGUUUCAGCACAACAAUAUGGUAAAACUGCUAAUUUAUUAACUCCUGUCUUCGAUCUAACUACGAUCAGUACAUGUAAAAUGAUCUUAUACUAUCACAUGAAUGGUGAUACGGUUGGAAGUUUAGCUAUCUUAGCGAAAACAACUAGAAAUGGAACUGCACAACAAUUAUUUAUAAAACGAGGCUCUCAAGGUGAUAUUUGGCAAAGAGCUGUCGUUACUUUACCAAGAGGCCAAUUAACCCAAUUAGUUAUUCAAGGAACUGUUGGCGAUAGCUUUUAUGGUGAUAUUGCUAUUGAUGACGUCUCCUUCUCGCCAUCAUGUAAUAAAACCACCCAACAAUUGCCAUAUGCACCACCACCACCCAGUGGUAUUCCACCAACAACUGCUGUACCUCAUACUUGUAAUCUUAAUUCACAAUUUAACUGCCGUAGCAGUGGAAGAUGUAUCUACCUUUCUCAAGUAUGCGACUUUAGACAAGAUUGCGCCGACAACAGUGAUGAAGUAGCUUGUAUACAGCCAACAUGUACUUUCGAAAAAGGUAUGUGCGGUUGGCUACCACAAUCGACCAAUGGAGUAUUUACAAGACCUAACUCAACUUCUCCUAAAUUCCGAUGGGAACGCCAUACUGGUGCAACCCAUACUGGACGCACUGGGCCAAGUGUUGAUCAUACUUUAGGCACAAGUCAAGGAUAUUAUGUUUAUACCGAUGCAUCCAAUGGCCGAUUUACCGAUACAGCCUUAUUAACAUCGCCAAUCAUUGGUGGAACUGGCUCACAAUGUAUUAUUUCCUUCUGGUAUCAUAUGUAUGGCACUAGUGUUGGUACUCUAUCCUUAGUAGCUAAACAAGGCACUACUACAACAUCAACACUAUGGUCAAGAUUUGGCAAUCAAGGCAAUAGUUGGCGCCAGGUAACGAUUAAAGUUGGUCAACGUCGAAAUUUCCAAUUGCAAUUUACGGGAAGACGUGGUUUGCUCUAUAAUGGUGAUAUGGCUAUCGAUGAUGUUACACUAAGCAAUUGUAUGCAGCCUGUUCGAGCACCAACAUGUCCCACAUCUAGCUUUACUUGCGGCAAUGGAUAUUGCGUCCAACCACAAUAUGUUUGUGAUUAUGCUAACGAUUGUGGUGGCCUCCAAGAUGAAACAACAGCUGCUUGUAAUAAAUCAGCAAUUGGUCGAUGUGGAUUUGAAGCCGAUGAAUGCUACUUCUACUUGGAUCCAUCCGGUAAGAAUUAUUGGGACCGACGCUCAGCUUCAUUUAUUUUUAAUGGUCCAACUGGUGACGUCAAUACUGCAUCAACACAAGGCCAUUUCUUGAAUUUAAAUUCAUACUUUCCAGCUCAAACUGGCGAUAUAAGUCGAAUUGCCAGUCAACCAUUUAAGCCUGCAGCUUCCUCUGCUAACUGCUAUCUCCGAUUUUACUACUUUAUGACUCCUGCAAUCAAUGGCGGCAGCCUUAAUGUCUACAUACGCGGUAAUUCAUCAGUUCUUGGUAUGAGACAGAUCUUUUCAGUAUCGAAUACAACAGUGAGUUAUUGGAAAAGAGUUGCUGUUAAAAUUACCAGUAGUGCGGCAUACCAAGUAAUCUUUGAAGGUGUCGUUGGAAGUAGAUAUUCAUCUCGUAUUGGUAUCGAUGGUGUUUCUUUCACUAGUGGAUGUCAAUUUGGAGGGAAUAUUCAAAUCCCAGGUAUCAACGUUAGACCACCUAACUCAGGCUUCCCAACAUCAACGUGCACCGGUAGUUCUAACUUUGGCUGUAAAAAUGGUAAAUGUAUUCCACGUACCUCAGUCUGUAACUUUAAUAACGAUUGCGGCGAUGGAUCGGAUGAAAUUAAUUGUGGAUCAAACUGUACUUUCGAUAAAGGAGCUUGCGGUUGGUAUAAUGCUGGCUUUGGCACCCGUCGUAAUUGGACAUUAGCUGUAGCUGCAACUGCAGGUCGUCGAGCACCUCCUAUCGACCAUACUACUAAUAGUUCAUCAGGUUCAUAUAUGUUUAUGCCAGCAACAUCGACCAGUUUCUUGUCGUUCAAUCGUGACGUUGGUAUCUUGGAGAGUGCAUUAUACAAAGGUUCAGGUCCCGCAUGCACAAUGUCUUUAUGGUAUACCAAAUAUUCUUUUGGCACAUAUUACUACCUUGCUAUUUAUGUCCGAACGUCAAGUAAUACAGUUCGAAUAGGCUACUUUACAAAUGGUGAUUUUAAAGGAACAACAUGGCAAAAGGUAACUGUUAAGAUUGGUAUACAACAAAACUUCCGGAUCUUAAUCGGUGGCUCAACUGGAUCUAGCCGAUUAUACGGUCUAGCGGUCGAUGAUAUCAAAUUCCAAAACUGCUAUUCAGCCAAUCGAGCUUGUACUCGCAACGAAUUUAAAUGUAAAACUAGUGGUCACUGCAUCAACAAACUCUGGGCAUGUGAUCGCCAAAAGGAUUGCCCAGAUGGUAGUGAUGAAGCACAAUGCACUUACAGCUAUGCUGAUUGCACAUUUGAUAAUGGAUUCUGUAACUAUACUAACAUGCAAUCCGGCGACUUCAAUUGGACACGAGCUAUGACUACACCAUCAUCUUUUACUGGUCCUACCAAUGAUCACACUACACCGUCAACCAGAACUGGAUAUUUUGCUUAUACUGAAGCAUCUUUCCCACGUAAAUCUUUCGAUACCGCUUACUUAGCUGGACCAAUUUUGCCAGCAAGUAAUGGCAUCUGUUGGAUCAAAUUUUGGUAUAAUAUGUAUGGCACAUCAAUGGGUACGUUAUCAGUAACUCUUCGAGAUAUAGGUUUAAGGCAAAGCUUGGGUACAGUCUGGCAAAAAUCUGGUAAUCAAGGAAUUGGCUGGAAGAGAGGAAACGCAUUGAUCAACAGUGCUCAACCUUACCGUGUUGUCUUCCAAGGAAGACUAGGUAGAAGUAUAAGUAGUGAUAUGGCUAUCGAUGAUGUCGUCUUUACACCAGCAUGCUAUGUCGGAGGAAAUCCGAUUACACCAUUGCCUUUAGUUAACAACAAAUGUAGUAAUCCAAGCUAUGCCUACCAAUGUCCUAUCAAUAACAAAACUGUAUGUAUACCUAAUACGUGGCGUUGCGAUGGCACUGUUGACUGCGACAAUGCUAUGGAUGAAGAUCGUUGCGGAAUUACUACCAGACCUUGCAAAACUACCGAAUUCAAAUGUGGAACAAAUGGCGGUUGUAUCAAUUCCACCAUGCAUUGCAAUGGAGUAAUUGAUUGCUUUGAUGGUUCUGAUGAAGCUGGAUGUCCAAAAAUUGAACCCCAAACUGCAAAUGGAGGAACUAUUGCUGCCGCAGUAAUUGGCUCUCUAAUUGCUGUAGCUCUUAUUGGUGGAAUGAUUUUCAUGUACAGAACAAAUAGAAUGGGAAGUAUAACACGCUUCUUUAAUAAACGCAGCAUGAGUAACCCAAAUUAUGAGCCUUAUACAAAUGACGACAAAGAGCCAACAUUGCAAAAUUUUAGCGAUACUAACGAACUAGCAGCCAGUGGUUCUGGCCAAACAGCAGUGUCUAAUCCACUUUACGAUGGUAAAGAAGAGGCUGAUAUUUACCAAUAA
Messenger RNA from Trichoplax adhaerens, 12591 nucleotides. RefSeq lists its product as uncharacterized. Gene Ontology annotation, cellular component: membrane. Lineage: Eukaryota; Metazoa; Placozoa; Uniplacotomia; Trichoplacea; Trichoplacidae. The record is from RefSeq and is a predicted model, not a curated record. The coding region runs from base 1 to 12591 and encodes 4196 amino acids. The transcript has 25 exons. Gene Ontology annotation, molecular function: protein binding.